AGACGAAGAAGAAGACUUCGUAUGCUUUUUACAUUACGGUAAAUUUUAUGGGGUCACUAGUUCUUGUUGUGGUAAAUGAGCCAUCACUCUAUAUAUGAUGCUCCUGCUAUGGUUCUAAGCACAUCUGAGAAAGCUUGAAAAUGACCAUCCAGAACAUAUUUAGCAGCGGGUUAGAAUUGGCAAAUUCAUUGGUGAACUCUGAUCCUUUACAGCAGGCAUGGAAUGCAAUUGAGAACCAUCCAGAGCAAACAUCAUUGUACAAUGUGACUAAACUGCCAGAGUCAAAUUGUACCAUCAUAAGUUUCAAAGCUCCGGCAUCCAUGUGUUCUCAGAUUCAGGGGAAACAAAGCUUGGUUAAUUCAUCAACGGAUUCAACUCUAAAGAAAUUUGAAUUUUUGUGCAACAAAAAGAACCCAAGUUUCUCUGUCAAUGAAGCAGCAGUCAGCCUCUUUAGCCAGCAGUUUGAUCAGCUGGAUCUUCUGAAAACCCAGCUGGUACAGAUUAGCAAGACUAAACCGACUAAACCCACUGAGCCCACUCCAUCAAUAAUAGUCACUGGACACUGUUUGGGAGGCUGUGCGGCUAUGCUCUUCUCCUUUUGGUUGUUAAAAAGCCUGGACUCAUCAAAAAGCAAACGCCUCCUUUGCAUUACUUUCGGUUCACCCCUCCUCGGGGAUGAACAACUCCGACAAUGUGUAUCCAAAUUCUCCACAUGGAAUUACUGCUUCUUGCAUGUUGUAUCUAACAAAGAUCCUACACCUAAAUUGUUUCAACCCCCAGGUCCUAGUGGUGUUUAUAAGCCUUUUGGAACAUUCCUACUAUGCUCUGCUUCGGGUUGUGCUUGCUUUGAGGACCCAGAUUUCAUUUUGGGACAGUUGGUGGCAUACGACUCUCAAAGUCCUGAUUAUGGACAAAUUUUGGAAGAUUUCAAGCUUAGGGCGUUUUGUAACAACAGUUUCAAGUUUGAAGGCGAAAUAGAUCCACUUCAAGCUAGCAUUAAAACACAACUGCUAGCAAUUGGUGUUCUCCUUCCCCAGCAAGAACCAAGUAUGGAGAUCAAAAAACUGAUUGGAGAGAUGAAAUCAAAACAUGAAAGGAAAGUAAUAACUCAAAAGAAGAAGGUUUCGGAUUCAGACAAGAAAUUGAAUGAAAUGAAAAUGAAUAUGGCCAAAUUGGAGUGGUACAAGAAAGACUCCAAACAGAAGAACAUUGGAUACUAUGACAUGUACAAAAAGCAGGGGAAUCCUAGUGAUAUUAAUGCUAAUGAGUAUAAAAAGAAGCUGAUGAAUUACUGGGAGGACUCCGUUGCAGAAGUAGAAGAUGCGCCCCAGAUGGAAGGAGGUCAUUUUCGAGUUCGUUGGCUUUAUGGAGGCACAAACUACAGAAGGAUGAUCGAGCCACUUCACAUUGCAGAAUACUACAAGGAUAGUGGGACAGAUUACAUAACUGGUGGUAAAAGGCCUAAACAGUUCAUUCUAUUGGAGCAAUGGCACAUGAAGAAGCAAGAGGAAGAUAAGAAGAAAGAGGAGAAGAAAAAACAAGAAGAAGAAAAGAAGAAGCAGGAACAAGAGCAGGAGCAGAAGCCUCAAGCUAGCCCAAGCAAUAAGAAAAGAGAGAUGGUGUCUGCUAUCUUAACUGAGGAUUCUUGUUUUUGGGCACAUGUUGAGGAGGCCAUCAUCUUAUGCAAUCUGCUGAAGAAUGGAGGAUCAACUACUGACGCAGAGAAAGUAGCAUACGAGGGAAAGUUGAAAGAGUUUGAGGCUUAUGUGUGGGAUACCCUCAAGAAUUAUGCAGUGUCAUCUGAGAUCUUCUUGGGGGAAAGCAGUUUUAUGCGUUGGUGGAAAGAGUAUAAGGGAGUAACUGCAGACCUCUCGGGCACAUUACUUGGCCAAUUCAUGGUGGCUCGUACUUACCUGAAGUACGGGGUUGAGGACCUGGUGUUCGCCUGAUUGGCUAAUUCACAGUUUGAUGAAUAUUUCUUUGCUUGUAUUUGUUUCAUCUCAGGGCUACUUUUGUUUUUUUGUUUUUUAGAAUCGGCUAUUUGUCUUUGGUGGUUCAAUAAACUCUGUUGUAAAUGCACUGGAGACUGUCAAUAGCCCUUUUGUGGGAGAAGAUUGGUUUUGCUGUAUUCCUUAUUUCCUUUGUGUAGUCAAUAAUUUUAUCUGAUCUUGUUUUGUGCCACUAGGCUCGA
Molecule: messenger RNA, 2191 nt
Organism: Rosa chinensis
Lineage: Eukaryota; Viridiplantae; Streptophyta; Magnoliopsida; Rosales; Rosaceae
Product: senescence-associated carboxylesterase 101
Exons: 4
Coding region: 141-1949 (602 amino acids)
Biological process (GO): lipid metabolic process; defense response
Molecular function (GO): carboxylic ester hydrolase activity
Source: RefSeq, a predicted model, not a curated record